Molecule: messenger RNA, 1620 nt
Organism: Daldinia vernicosa
Lineage: Eukaryota; Fungi; Ascomycota; Sordariomycetes; Xylariales; Hypoxylaceae
Product: MFS general substrate transporter
Exons: 4
Coding region: 1-1620 (539 amino acids)
Biological process (GO): transmembrane transport
Molecular function (GO): transmembrane transporter activity
Source: RefSeq, a predicted model, not a curated record
AUGGCAUCGGAAGAGAAGCCCGUACGGGUUACGGAUGACCUAGAUCGAUGUACAGAAAACAAACACGAACAAAACCAUGACCCAGCUGUCGAUGCCGAGAAGCCCUUGCCGCUGGUAAAUAUUGUGGCUGUUGGCAUCGGUUUAUGGUUUGCCGUGUUCUUAGUUUCGUUGGAUCAGACAAUAGUAGCCAAUGCCACACCCAGCAUCUCGGACGACUUCCAGAAGCUAUCCGAUGUGGGUUGGUACGGUAGCGGAUAUCUCUUAACUACGGCAGCUUUUCAGCUCUUCUACGGAAGAGUCUAUGCGAACUUCUCUAUUAAAUACACCUUCCUCGCUGCGAUCAGCAUUUUCGAGCUCGGAUCCCUAGUAUGUGGCCUCGCUCCAACUAGUACAGCCCUCAUCGUCGGUCGUGCCAUAGCCGGUCUAGGGGGGGCCGGCAUCACGUCCGGUGCUAUGAUUAUCAUUGCUAGCUCUGUUCCUCUACGAUUUCGCCCGAUAUUUGUUGGUUCCCUCGGAGCUGUCUUUGCCGUAGCGUCGGUCUUAGGGCCCAUACUCGGCGGGAUAUUCUCAACCAAGCUCACGUGGCGUUGGUGCUUCUAUAUAAACCUUCCAUUCGGUGGUGCCACAAUAGCUGCCAUCCUGGUUCUUUUAAACCCUCCAAAGCGCCCUGAGCUCGACUCCAUUUCUCUGAGGGAAAAACUGAGCAAGAUUGACAUAGUUGGCUCCUUAAUUUUCAUCCCUUCCAUUGUCUGUUUGUUACUAGCACUCCAGUGGGGCGGUUCGACUUAUUCAUGGAACGACGGCCGGAUCAUCGCGCUAUUCGUUAUAUUCGCCUUAUUAGGGGCUAUAUUUCUAAUAUUUGAAUAUUGGAAGGGUGCCGAAGCUACGUUCCCACUCCGAAUUCUAACCAGGAGGAGCAUGGCCGCCGCCACAUGGAAUUGCUUCUGUAACGGAGGAACGUCCCUCACGUUUAUUUAUUACAUUCCUUUCUGGCACCAGGUUAUUCGUGGUGUCAACGCCGUCGAUGCCGGAAUCGCACUACUUCCAUUCGUCUUAGGAGUCGUUAUCAUGGCUAUGAUUUCGGGAGGGUUGGUCUCUAAAUUUGGAUACUAUGCUCCGAUGAUGAUACUUGCCUCUAUUAUUACCCCAGUCGGAGCAGGCCUUCUAACCACCUGGACGGUGGAUGCGACCUUCUCUCAAUGGGUUGGCUACCAGGCGCUGUUAGGAAUAGGUUUAGGACUGGGCCAGCAACAACCCUAUAUGGCGAUACAAACUGUCCUACCUAAGGCGGAUAUACCUUCGGGCACAUCUAUUAUUUUACUUGUGCAGACAAUCAGCGGGGCGAUAUUCGUUUCCGUGGGUCAAUCUGUGCUCCAAAACGAACUAAUCGAAAACCUUGCGGCGGCAUUCCCUAACGGUGGUAUUGAUCUGCCAAACCUCGCGAAUAUUGGAGCAACCCAAAUUCGGUCUAUUACGCCGCCGCAAUACCUACAGGCGGUCUUAGUGGCUUACAACCGUGCUCUAACCAAAGUCUUUACAGUUGGUCUAUGCACCUCGGCGCUUACUUUGAUCGGCAGUCUCGCAAUAGAAUGGAAGAGUGUUAAGAAAUCUAAUAAUUAG